Messenger RNA from Parus major (Great Tit), 1732 nucleotides. It is a transcript of the gene MREG, whose product is annotated as melanoregulin. Gene Ontology annotation, cellular component: melanosome. NCBI's taxonomy places the organism in Eukaryota, Metazoa, Chordata, Aves, Passeriformes, Paridae. Gene Ontology annotation, biological process: melanosome transport; melanocyte differentiation. The record is from RefSeq and is a predicted model, not a curated record. Bases 36 to 665 code for a protein of 209 amino acids. The transcript has 5 exons.
CCCGGCCCGCCGUGCCCGGCUCUCCGGCGGCGCCGAUGGGGCUGCGGGCCUGGCUGCGAUCGCUCGGCUGCUGCGGCUGCUGCGGCGGGGAGGCGGCGGUGGCCGAGAAGGAGCCCCUGCUCAGUAACAACAACCCCUACGCGUCCUUCGGAGCCACCCUGGCGCGGGAUGAGGAGCAGAACCUGUGGAGCACUCCCCACGACGUGACCCACACCGAGGCCGACGACGACCGCGUGCUCUACAACAUGAUCGUGGUCAGGAACCAGCUGGACAAAGACUCCGAGGAGUGGCAGAAGCUCAACUAUGACAUUUAUACUUUGCGGCAGACCCGGAAAGAAGUGAGGAGCAGGUGGAAACACAUUUUGGAGGAUUUAGGUUUCCAGAAGGAAGCGGAUUCCCUCUUGUCAGUGACCAAACUCAGCAUCAUCAGUGACUCUCAGAACAUGAGCAAGGCCCGGGACAUCUUGUUAAAGCUCUCAGAAGAGACCAACAUCUUCCCUACCAGCUGGGAGCUUUCUGAGCGCUACCUCUUUGUGGUGGACCGGCUCAUCGCCCUGGACGCCGCGGACGAGUUCUUCAGGAUGGCCAGCGCGGUGUAUCCCAAGCGGCCGGGCGGGGACGAGACCCCGCAGCCCCCGCAAAGCGGCCCGGCCGCGGUGCCCUGAGGAUGAUCCCUGCUGGGUGACACGGCCAGCGCUCCGGGACAGGCUCCAGGAGAGGAGCAUCCUUGUUUCCCUGCGGAGAAGGGCGAGGGCGGGCGGCGCGGGGCAGGGAGGCAGCGAGCCGUGCCCAGCGGAGCGCACGGAAAGGCGGACGCUGGCCCCGAGGGGCUCCCGGGCACGAGGGGGUGACAGCUGCCCUGAAGUAGCCCCGGUAGGACACCACUGGCCAAUAGUGCACGCAGUAGGCACGGGGAGGAUCUGUGAGGAAAUCCACCUUUCCACCUUCCACCGGUACCUGCCACUGUCCCCUCCCCUGAGCCUGCCAGCCAGGAGGAGCAGAGAAAGAGGAAAAUCAUCUCCUUCAUCUACAGCUCCAUGACUCUGGGCACCUCUUCCUCACCCCAGCCCUCCAGGCAGGUCCCAAGGGAUUUGAUAAGAGGCAGGAGCCUUGCCAGGACAGGAUUUAAUUCCAGGCAGCAAAGCCUUGGAGCAGUGUCACAGCUGGGUGAUCCAUCCCCAGCCAUUAGUGCUCGAGGGAUGUUUUUGUCAGGGGUCCUCAGCUUGACAUCUUAAAAGAAGGUAGAGUUCAGGAAGGUGCCAACUUCAGAGCUGCUGAGAAUUUGGCUCCUGGAACAUUGGUUGCCCAGCAUCUCUAUUUUGAAAAGUUUUGGUCUUAAUUGCCUAAAAAACCCCACCACAAAGCUGCAUGUACUGGCAAUAUAAAAAUCCUCACUACCAGCAGGGGUGGUAUAAUAAACAUCCUUUUUAUCUUGGGGUUUUGUCUGAUAAUGAGCAAUAAUUUUUAAAACACUGGAUUUGAUAAUUUAAAAACAAGUGGAAUUUCUUCACUGAUAAACACACAUGCUGCUAUUUGGCCAGUUGAAAAUGCUGGUUACACAGGGCCUCCCAAAGUAGCAAACCAGAGCUUUUAUUUCUUUAUACCUAUGGCAUUUGAAAAAAAAAUAAAUAUUUAUGAACUGUUUUUGUUUGUCAGUCUUCCUGGAAAACAUUUUUGUCAACUCAGAACAGCAGUGAAAGCUGAGUUUAAUAAAGAAAACAUUACAAAACCA